Messenger RNA from Helobdella robusta, 3894 nucleotides. RefSeq lists its product as hypothetical. The coding region runs from base 1 to 3894 and encodes 1297 amino acids. The record is from RefSeq and is a predicted model, not a curated record. The transcript is spliced from 12 exons. NCBI's taxonomy places the organism in Eukaryota, Metazoa, Annelida, Clitellata, Rhynchobdellida, Glossiphoniidae.
AUGCCGUUCAGAAAUCUGCAGACCCACUACCCCAGACUGCCUAACUUGAACAGCAUCGGCCGAUCGUCCGGCAUCGACAUGGAGGAGCCCCCGCAAGAUGUCAUGGACGAUAAUUCAAAGUCGGACGAACAAGCUGAUGAUUUUAGUUUAGAUUCUGCGUCUGAUCUGAUUGAGAAGUUUCAAACUUGCUUUUCCUACUUGCACACGAGCAAAGGAAAUAUAAAUUACUUGAAUAAUUUCAAUGACCAGCAGAAGCAACUUCGCCUGCUGCAUUGUUGGAAGGGCGCAGAGAUGGCAAAGCAGGUGGGGGUCAUCUGGCGAAAAAUGAAGGAGCUGUCCCUGUUGGAUCUGCAGAGAAACAUACUGCAAGAUCUGGAAUGUUCCAAACAUCUGGAGAAGAAAAUUAGUUUGUUGCUGUUUGAAGACAUUGUGCAGUGGAAGACGAUCUGCGAGAAUAAAAUUAAUGGUCCCAUUAAAACAAACAUCGUCGAACUGGCCUAUGUUUGUGAUGAAUUGAGACACUUUAACUACCUAAUCACGCAAUACAACACGUUCCAUUCGACAUUCUCCUACAUCCACUUCUUGGGGGUCCAUAACAAUAAUAAUAAUAAAUAUCAUAAUUUUGUUUGUGACAGUAGAAAUAGUUCCAUUCCAUAUUUACUGUUGUCCGACCUGCUUACGAUCCUUGCAUACGAGAGGUCGAAGUAUGCGGCCGUCUCGUGCAAGGAGUACCUCUUCGGAACGAAAGAAUUACAUGCUACUCUUAAAAUUUUCAGCAAAUUCCUGGGGAGAACGAACGCCAACAACAGCAACAUCCUCCAUCAACAACAGCAACAACAUCAUCAUCAGGAAUCCUAUCUGGAGGAUGAUGAGGACAACAAUGAGGAUGUCGUCUCGUACGUCAUGGAGUUGCAUGCGGAGCCGAUUUUCUCCUCCUACUCUCCAGUUUUCGACUUUCUGCGAAGGGAAAGAAGUUUCAUAGAAAAUUUUCUUCACACCGUCUGUCACAUCACUACUCUUCUCGACUUUGAAAAAGUAAACAACAUCAGUGGUGGUAGUAAUAGUAAUAGUAAUUUUGCUGGUAGUAGUAGUUGUAGCAAUGUUGCUGGCAGUAGUAAUUGUGCAAGUGAUGGUUAUAGUAGUGGUGGUGCUAGUAGUGAUGUUGGUGCUUCAGCAGUCGAUGUGGUACGUACCGGUAAGAAGGAAGUGGUUGCCGAUGUCAUUACAGUUGUGUCUGCCGAUGCUGAUGAUGAUGGCGAAGUUGCUGGUGUGGGUAAUGAUCAUAAGAAUAACAAUAGUGACAGAUUGGGUUUAGCUUUUUUGAAGCCAAGUCCCAACUGCAAGAACAACAACAAUGCAACAACUACAACGUCAAUUUUUUAUAGCAACAACAAGACAGCAACAACAACACUAAAGACAUUAACUCCCAUAGGCAGUUGCUCGCCAUCGUCAGCAUCUCGAACGCCGUCUCCAACCACCUCACAGCCGCUACAACACAAAAAGUCAAAAACCGUCUCGUGGAAUGAUACUCGACUUACUAAACAGGUCAAUCAGCUGAUUGACAGCUACUUCAAGUGCGUCUGGAGCAGCUUCACGAUCAACUUUCAAAACUUCCUAGAACAUUCUCAACUACUCUGCAAUCCUGAUAACGAUACCGACAACAACAAUAAUAAUAAUAAUAAACCCGGAAGUUAUAGUAGUAGUAGCAAUCGCAGUAACAGUAGUGCUAGCAGUUGCGGUGCGGAUGUUAAGGACGGCUAUUUGGUGAUUAGUCAGGGGAUUUCCAACAACGAUGUUGUGCCUAUGGUGGUUUCCAAGCUAUUUUUAGCGUCUGUUGUGCAUGAGGCCUUCCCUCGCCUCUUGCACUCCUACCUCCUGCACCUCUCCGCCAAGUACUCCAUGCAGACAGCUGCUAUCAACUGGGUCGCUGUUGCGACAACGGCCACGUCGUCGCCACAAGAAGUGGCGUCGCUAUCGUCUUCGUUGGUGGUGCUGGAAAAUUACAUGAAGUCCUUGCAGCCCAUGCUGUACGUUCUCCAGUUGAUGGGUUUCCAAUUCAAGUCACUACAGAGAGCGAACUUGAACCUGUCAUCAUUAUCAUCGCCACAAGCAUCGUCAUCAUCACCGCUUCUACAGUCAUCAUCAUCACUGUCCUGUGUCGAUGAUUAUGAUGCUGUUAUGAAGAGAGUGAGCAUGUCGUGUAGUGAGUCGUACUUGCUGAGUAGGAGCGGUGUUAAUGGCUUCAUUCAGGCUUCCGUCACUAUUUUACCAUCACUCACCAACCACAUCGAAGAAGCAAUGAAGCUCAGUCUACACAUCAUGAGGAGUGCCAGAAACAGGAACGACGAAGAUGACGACGACGAUGGCAGCGAUGAUGAUGGUGGUGCUGGUAGCAGUUACCCGAUGGUGAAAAUUGUAAAGAAGUAUAUGAAGGAGUUGGAAUUCCUACACGACAAUAUUGUGGAUCUUUCGAAUCUGUCGAUGAAGUCAUUCAAUGAGUUGUUGUACAGGAGGGCUCUGGUCUUCUUCGUCAACAACAUGCCCCCCAAAAAGAUGUGGAGGAAGAAGGAGGUGAGACACAACAAUGAGUACCUCGUCAAGUGUGUCGAGAUCUUGCUGAAGCCAAUUUUUUCAAGCACAAGGAGUCUGGCACCUGGCGACAAUUACCAGGGUGCCUGUCUACUCGAGCAAGACAUCAAUUACAUCAAGGCGUGGAUCGCUGAUGUUGUCGAUGACACCAACUUGUCCGACCAACUCUUAAAAAUUGACGUCUUCCAGCAGAUGCACAGCGUCCUCGACUUGCUGAAACAACAACCAAACAAGCAACAACACCAGCAAUUGAAGCUACAACAACAAUCAGCGGGAUCCCAUUGGAUGGCUGGUGAUGAUAGUGAUCUCAUUGUUGGGCUUACCGAGCAGCUGAACAACAACAACAAAACAGCAACAACAUCAAUAUCGUUACAACCACCACAAGCCGCAACAAUGACAACAACAAAGAACAACAACCUCAUUUUGAAGCGUUCGCUCAAGAGAUUUAAAUUCGGUUCAUUAAAGUUCAAAAACAUAUCAACGACGAACAAAAACACAACAACGAACAAAAACGCAUCAACAACGACCCAACAACAACAGCCCAACAAACACAAACUGCAACAUCAACAACAGCAACAACAACAACCUAACAACAAACCAAAAUUCGUUCGCUCAGCACGGGUGAGCGCUCCUUCUCAGGAGAGUACCGAUGCCUCCAACAACAACAACAACAACAACAAUGUUGACGUUUUCAACAACAACGACAGCAGCAACAACAUUUUUGUAGCAAUUGGCGAAAGAAAGGUGAUAAGUAAGAAGCAAUCAACAACGUCAGCCGUUAACAUACUCAUAUCGGCCACCAGUAACACGCUCAUCAACGUCUCAGACGGUGGCUGCAGCAGCCCGACCACAACAGUCAACAUCCUCCCACUCAAUAGCAUGGAUGCAACUUCAACAGCCACAACUUCAACAGCCACAACUUCAACAGCCACAACUUCAACAUCGCAGCAGCAAUUAAGCAGUAGUAACUGCAACGCCACCAGCAAUAAUAACAUGACAGCAACAACAACAACAUCAUUCUCAUCAACAACAACAACAACGACGACAUCUUUAUUACCACCCCUGACAUCCACAACAACCACAGCAGCUACAUCAACAGCAGCAGCAACUUCAUCAGCGACAACAGUAGUAGUCCAGAGACGAGAUGAUUGGCUGGCCCUAAGGGUGAGAAAAAGAGGAAGUGGUGGGGGUAGUGGUGGUGGCAGGGGCAUAUGGUCCAAAUUACCCCUCUGCUUCAAUGCCGGCUCCAUCGAUAACCCCCAAGAUAAUAAUAAUAAUAACAACAACAAAAGUGGUGGUGUUUAG